Molecule: messenger RNA, 341 nt
Organism: Diabrotica balteata
Lineage: Eukaryota; Metazoa; Arthropoda; Insecta; Coleoptera; Chrysomelidae
Source: the annotation of a GenBank genome assembly
AUGGGUAACUGGCAGUUGGAAAUUGGAAGAAUGGCUUUAUAUAUCGCCUUUCCAGUAGCUAUGUUUACUUACUUCAACCAACCACAGUACUUUGAAGAUUGGGUAAUAAAAAAUAAAAGAGACAUGUAUAAUGCGAAGUCAGUUAAAGACCAAAAAGAAUUUGAGAACACUAUCAACUCUUUGAGACGUAAACAGGAACUAAAACUUUUAAACCAAUUGGAAGCUAAGGAAAGUAGUUAAUAAUUUUGCUAAGUUGUAUAAUAAGUUUUAAAUAACAUAAAAAAACUACAAUUUCUUUAUUUUUUAAGUAAAAAAUGUUUAUCUGAUAUUUACAAAUAAAG